AUGAAUGGAACAUUCGUUGCGCAGCUGAGGAAAGUCACGACCGCUUGGGAUGGCCCACAAAUACGCACCGCAGGUGGCCACCUCAUUACGCCAUCAGGACGAUGCACAGCGCGAGUGACUGUCAAAGGACACACCUAUCCUGCGACCUUUGUUGUGCUACCGCAAUGCUCCCGCGAAGUGAUCCUGGGCUUGGAUUUCCUUAGUGAGCAUCAGGCGAUCAUCGACCUGCGAUCCAAGCUGAUUACGCUUUCGACGAACGAGGCCAUCCCUUCGAUGAGAACUCUGGGAAAUCACUGUGCCCUGAGCAUCCUGAAAGAAGAAGUGAGCUUCCCACCCCGUUCAAGUGUUAUCGUGACCAUAGGUGCCAUGAAAGCCAUUAACUCUGAAGGCAUCAUCGAGGGGAACAGGCAGUUGCUUCUCGACAGAGGAAUCGGUAUCGCAAGAGGCAUCGCACAUUUCCGCAACGGCCAGACCGAAGUACUGCUUACUAACUUCAGCGAAGAAUACCGGCACAUUAACAAAGGAACGGCGAUUGCUUUCUUCGACGAAAUAUCCGACGUACGGGAUUCCUUCGCCCUCUCCGACCCAUCCGCAGAAGUUUCGUCUGACCGUGAGAACUCGCCCACUUUCGACAUCAACCCAGCCCUGCCCCAAAACAGACAAGACCAGAUCCGCAAUCUGCUUCAAAGUUACAGCCAGUGUUUUUCGUCAUCGCCAAAGGUCCGACAAACGCCCAUUGCCAAGCAUCGCAUUAUAACCGACCAGCACGCCCCACCUCUCCGUCAAAGCCCCUACCGUGUGUCGCCGCGAGAACGACAAGCCAUCCGGAACCAAGUAGAAGAAAUGCUUCGCGACGACGUCAUCCAGCCAUCAAACAGCCCAUGGGCUGCACCGGUUGUUCUAGUGAGAAAGAAAGACGGCGCACUUUGA
Messenger RNA from Dermacentor albipictus, 930 nucleotides. RefSeq lists its product as uncharacterized. Lineage: Eukaryota; Metazoa; Arthropoda; Arachnida; Ixodida; Ixodidae. The record is from RefSeq and is a predicted model, not a curated record.